Messenger RNA from Periophthalmus magnuspinnatus, 3934 nucleotides. RefSeq names its product ATG5 autophagy related 5 homolog (S. cerevisiae) (gene atg5). The record is from RefSeq and is a predicted model, not a curated record. NCBI's taxonomy places the organism in Eukaryota, Metazoa, Chordata, Actinopteri, Gobiiformes, Gobiidae. Gene Ontology annotation, cellular component: phagophore assembly site membrane; Atg12-Atg5-Atg16 complex; cytoplasm. Gene Ontology annotation, biological process: nucleophagy; autophagosome assembly; cellular response to nitrogen starvation. The coding region runs from base 326 to 1153 and encodes 275 amino acids. The transcript has 8 exons.
GAUGGCGACACACGUGACACCAGGGAAUUCGCCCAUCUUUCAGGAAGCUAAGAGCAACACAACGAGGAAAGUGCGUAUUUUCGGCUUUUAUUUCAAGUUAUAGCCUCAGAAUUUACAGUAUUCAAAAGGAAAGAUCCAGGGACAGCAGAUUUGACUCAUAUUUGUGUAUCGCGUGGAUUGUUUUGGACAGAAAAGUCGGCUCAGUUAGCCUGCGAGCUAACGUCAGAUUUGGCUGCGCAUUUUGACAGCAGUCUACCAGGUGUCAGAUCUGGUUUGGAGACCUGGUUCUGUAUGUGCCGCUGGGAGCAGGAGCUGAGGCUGAACCAUGGCAGAUGACAAAGAUGUUCUGAGGGAUGUUUGGUAUGGACGAAUCCCCGCCUGCUUCACACUGCACCAGGACGAGGUCACGGAGAGGGAGGCCGAGCCGUACUAUCUGCUGUUGCCCCGAGUGAGUUACCUGACGCUGGUCACAGACAAAGUGAAGAAGCAUUUCCUUAAAGUGAUGAGAGCCGAGGACGUGGAGGAGAUGUGGUUUGAGUACGAGGGAACCCCACUAAAAUGGCAUUACCCAAUCGGAGUCCUGUUCGACCUCCACGGCUCCAACAGCAUCCUGCCCUGGAGCAUCACUGUGCACUUUAAGAAUUUCCCGGAGCGCGACCUGCUGCAUUGCCUCUCGAACUCUGUGAUCGAAGCUCAUUUUAUGUCGAGUAUCAAAGAAGCCGACGCCCUGAAACACAAGAGUCAAGUGGUGAAUGACAUGCAGAAGAAGGACCACAAACAGCUGUGGAUGGGCCUGCAGAACGAUAAGUUUGAUCAGUUCUGGGCAAUAAACAGGAAGUUGAUGGAGUAUUCCACAGAAGACGGAGGCUUCAGAUACAUCCCCUUCAGGAUAUACCAGACGACAGGUGAGCGGCCGUUCAUCCAGAAGCUGUUCCGCCCUUUGUCUGCAGAGGGCGCUGUCCACACUCUGGGAGACCUGCUCAGAGAAAUGUACCCAGCAGCUGUGCCCCAAGAAGGAGAAGAGAAGCGCCUCCUGGUGGUGAUCCAUGGUAUCGAGCCUCUGCUGGAGACUCCCGUGCAGUGGCUCAGCGAACACCUGAGUCACCCGGACAACUUCCUGCACAUCUGCGUCGUGCCCACCCCCUCAGACUGAAGACACGCCCACUCCGACGAGACACGCCCCCGUAGACUGUACAUAUAAAUGGACAUAUGUAGCCCACUUGUCUCCGCGUUGCAAAUAGGAAGCGAGCGUGGGCGUGCUUCCGGCUCCAUCGACUCUGGCUCCAGUUCACUUUCUAUUGACAAACUGUGGCCCCUCUCUCUGUAACUCCUGCUGUCAGACUCGUUAUUUUGAUCUUAAAAUAUUAACCCGCCGUACGUGAUCCUGGGGUUUUUAUUUUUUCCGUGAAUUAAGAUACGAACAUCAAUAACAGACCAAUCAGGUGCCAUCCUUCCCCAAGGUCGCUCCCUGUAACAUUAGCAACAGGUUUGAUUGACAGUGUUGCUAAGCGCAGGGCGAAGGGGGGUUACAUUCAACAUCCUGGCUCCUUAUUGGCUCUUUGGUUGCUAUGAUACGUGCGCUUGAAUUUCCAAAUGUGGAACCGAACGCCGCAUCACAGUCAAUCCACUUCUAUAAACAAUCUAUGCAUUACAGACACGCCCACUGACGCCAAGACUCCGCCCCUUCAGACUAAAGGCGCGCCCACUUAACGCUCUGGUUACUUCCUGUGUUUUCAGAGGCCACACCCACUUCAUGAAUCCAACGGAGCCCUAAAGUGAAAGUAAAAUCCAUAUACAUUUUUCAUCGUGACUAUAAACUCUCAAACAUUUAAGUUGGAUGCCCUUCCUUUCUCAACCACUGAGCAUCAUGGGGGUGAAGUGUUUCGCCAAGGGACACGACAAAAGUAUGUGCUCAGGUGGGAAUAGAACCAGUGACCUUCUGGACCUCUGUUGAGCGCUGAACCCACUGCACCACACAGCCACUGAACUCUCAAUUUCAUGGGUGAAAAUCCAUUUUACCAAGUUUUUUGAAGUUGUAAUUUGAUAUUAUAGUCAAACGUUUUUUUGUCUUUGGGAAAAUAUUUGGGAAUUUUUGGGACAGAACCAGAAGCGGGCGGAUGUGAUUAUUAACCCAAGAACCAAGGGGACAUUUGACCCAGAGAAAUGGACUCAAUGGAUCAGGAAACGGCAGAAUGACAAAGGAGCAUGAUUCUACUUUCAAGUCUGACACUGACUGUUUUUGAGUGGAGGGGGGUCUGAAGAACAAUGUUUUGACCCAGAACGAGAGCAAAUUCUGGGGCAAACUCGUGCUGAAGCUGCCUUAGUGGAGAGACUUUAAAGGGCCCAUAUUACACUGUUUGCUGAUCUGUGUUCUAAUGUUGUUUCCUCAUCACAAACACACCUGGAGUUGUGUUUUGUUUCAUUCACACCUUUAACAUUUAAACUCUGCACAUUUAGGCUAAGUUAAGUUCUUCUCUCAAACUGAAAACACUCUGUUCCACCUUGUGAUGUCAUCAGGUGCUAAUACAGGAAGUCCUCCGUUGUGUUUAUAAACUCCAUACACCUUCAUUUCUAGAAUCAUUUGGAUGUUUUCAGUCGUGGAAUCGUCAAUUUCUACUGAACUAAAUGUUAAAGGAGCUAUUAACUUAAAAUAUCGCUUCAUGACAUCACAAGGUGGAGCAGAGCAUUUUGAGCUUUGGCGAUGUUACAGACUAAUAAUAAAGUGUGUACUCAUGUGUGAAUGAAACAAAACACAACUCCAGGUCUGUUUUUGAGGAGGUAACGACAUAUAUCACGGCUUAAAGCUCACAAAAGUCCAUUUUGUGUAAAGUAGGACCUUUAAGCAUCCAAAACUCGAUGAGAGUUCUGAUGAGGAUAUGCGACGGCCAAAUGCAGCCAAUGGUUUUCAUACAUUUUCCGGUUUAAAGAAUCAUUAAAGGCACACCAUGUAAUUUUUCUGAUGAAGUGUCUGUCACCACCUGGGAUUAGGGCUCAGAUUAAUCGCGUUCAAAUCGAAAUCACACUUUGAAUGGACGCAAUUAUCAAAUCGUAAAGGCUGCAGUUUCUGAAUUUUCCUGUCUAAUUCUGCAUAUAAACAUCUAACCCUGUAGUUUCGAUUUGUACAAACAUGUUCUGCAAUGUCCCAGUGUGUCAGAUGCCCUCCCCGUGUCUCCAUGGAGUGUUAUUCUGCAUAUAAACGUCUAAUCGUGUAAAUUUCAUCUGUACAAAAAACGUUCUGAAAUGUGACUCUUGGAUUAGUUCAGCCAAAUCGUUGAUAAUUGAAUAAAUGCAAGAUGGAGAUUUUUAAUGCUUAACUUUGGAACAUUCCAGGGAAAGCAACAACAUCUCCACGGAGACGAACAGCUGGCAGGCUCUACAUCAGAAAAGUUACAUAGUGCACCUUCCCUUCAACUUACUUACUAAAUAUAUAUUUCUUUGACUAAAAUAUAUUAAAAUAAUGAUUCAACUUAAAGGGCCCGUACCUGGUUAGAAGCCAUUUUAUUAUUUGAGAAUCAGGAAGUGUGCGUUAGCAUGCUAGUUGAUGUUAGCUUGACUCCACUCUAGCCUGUGAGAGUUGUGAAAAGUGCUUAUAAACACAUCCUGGUGAAUAAUUACAACGCUCUGAAUGCGUAAGAUAAGUGAGGAGUAACUUUGGACCACUGCAGACGCUUUAAAAUGAGCUAGUUGCGUUUUUCACAUUUUAAGACGGUAAAAAUCAGGUACGGCGCCGUUAACCUUGGCUAAAAUGUCGGGUAUGUCUUUGAAGGACUCGUUAAGUUUGAACAAAAUGAGCUGACAGUUACACGUGCUGCUUGUUCCUUGUCGUCGGCUAUGAAUUUUGACAGAAUUCUUACCCAUAAUGAGAGUGAUAUUGGUUUUGUUUAUGAAAUAACAUCAUUAUAAAACAGAGUGUCAAUCAUUUUAAUAAUUAAUU